AUGAUCUGCGUGAAGCCUGUUAUUGCUUCAUCAAUACCGCGAACAGCUCGAGGAUAUGUCGUGUCCGUGAAUGCUCCUCGCAUCUACGAGGGCAAACCGAUACCACGUCGCUACGGUGUGCAGAAAACAUUCUUAUACAAUCAAUACACCCGCAUGCUCGAAGCUAGCGAUAAUUCCCCCAUAAUAUUCCUCCAACACACAAAUUUCGCGUCUCAGCGGCUACAGAAGUUGAGACGGGAUAUAGCCGAUGCAAACGCCAAGUUUUCUGUCUCAUUAUCCUCUCCAACACCUCCUGUUGAAAACGGUACUCCUACGCUAGCCGUGAUGCGGACCUCGCUUUUUGGCGUUGCAUUACGAGACUUUGCGCCUUUAGACGCGGAACAGGCAGCUCAAAUUGCAGGAUUGCUUCAAGGCGGUCUUGCUGUCCUAACGCUACCAUCAUUCAACCCUCCCCAACUUGACGCCAUCCUCCGUGCUCUUGAUCGCUCAGUGCCUCCCAAGAAACCAGGGCUUGCGCAGUCAGCACCGAUAAAACCUCAAGAUGACCCGAAUUUUAUUCCUGGUAGAAAGAUGCAGAGGGUGAAGCCCGUCUUGACCCCAGAACUAGUGGUGAUGGGUGCUCUCAUCGAGAGGCGGGUAUUUGGAAUGGAGGGUGUACGGGAUGUAUCGAAACUGCCAACCCUAGACACUCUGCGGGCGCAGAUAGUUGGGUUGCUAAGCUCACCAGCUGUACAGUUGGCUGCAAUUCUCAGUGAGGCAAGUGGAGGGAAACUUGCGAGGACACUGGAGGGCUUGAAGAAGGGACUGGAAGAGAGUCAGAGUGCGGAAGCUUCAUCAUAG
Suillus subaureus is the source of this 840-nucleotide messenger RNA. RefSeq lists its product as uncharacterized. The transcript has a single exon. Gene Ontology annotation, cellular component: mitochondrial large ribosomal subunit. The coding region runs from base 1 to 840 and encodes 279 amino acids. Gene Ontology annotation, molecular function: structural constituent of ribosome. Gene Ontology annotation, biological process: translation. The record is from RefSeq and is a predicted model, not a curated record. NCBI's taxonomy places the organism in Eukaryota, Fungi, Basidiomycota, Agaricomycetes, Boletales, Suillaceae.